ACAGAGGAUCUGGCAGGAUGAAGAAAUGGGGGAGCUCAGACUUAUGGGAAUCUCAGGACCUGCGUCAGGAGGACUCCUGCCCAGAGCCCCUAGAUGGAGACCCUAACUCCAGGCCAGCUCCAGCCAAGCCCCACAGCUUCCCUGCGGCCAAGAGCCACAGCCGGCUCUUUGGAAAGGGUGAUUCGGAGGACACAUCCCUCAUGGACUGCUCUUAUGAGGAAGGUCAGCUGGCAUCCUGCCCGGCCAUCACAGUCAGCCCUGUUGUCACCGUCCAGAGGCCUGGGGAUGGUCCCACCUGUGCCAGGCAGCCAUCCCAGGACUCUGCUGCCGAGAACCUCAAGCUCUAUGAUCGCAGGAAGAUCUUCGAAGCAGUUGCUCAGAAUAACUGUGAAGAGCUGGAGAGCCUGCUGCUCUUUCUAAAGAAUAGCAAGAAGCAUCUCACGGACAGCGAAUUCAAAGACCCGGACACAGGGAAGACCUGCCUGCUGAAAGCCAUGCUCAACCUGCACGACGGGCAGAACGACACCAUCCCCCUUCUCCUGGAGAUCGCCCGGCAGACGGACAGCCUGAAGGAGCUGGUCAACGCCAGCUACACGGACAGCUACUACAAGGGCCAGACGGCACUGCACAUUGCCAUCGAGAGACGGAACAUGGCACUGGUGACCCUCCUGGUGGAGAACGGGGCCGACGUCCAGGCCGCGGCCAAUGGGGACUUCUUUAAGAAAACCAAAGGGCGGCCUGGCUUCUAUUUUGGUGAGCUGCCCCUCUCCCUGGCUGCGUGCACCAACCAGCUGGGCACCGUGAAGUUCCUGCUGCAGAACUCCUGGCAGUCGGCCGACAUCAGCGCCAGGGACUCGGUGGGCAACACUGUGCUGCACGCGCUGGUGGAGGUGGCUGACAACACGGCCGACAACACCAAGUUUGUGACGAGCAUGUACAAUGAGAUUCUGAUCCUGGGGGCCAGACUGCACCCUGCGCUGAAGCUGGAGGAGCUCACCAACAAGAAGGGGCUGACGCCGUUGGCUCUGGCUGCCAGCAGUGGGAAGAUCGGGGUCCUGGCCUAUAUUCUCCAGAGGGAGAUCCAGGAGCCCGAGUGCAGGCACCUGUCCAGGAAGUUCACCGAGUGGGCCUACGGGCCCGUGCACUCCUCACUGUAUGACCUGUCCUGCAUCGACACCUGUGAGAAGAACUCAGUGCUGGAGGUGAUUGCCUACAGCAGCAGUGAGACGCCUAAUCGCCAUGACAUGCUCUUAGUGGAGCCGCUCAACCGCCUUCUGCAGGACAAGUGGGACAGAUUCGUCAAGCGCAUCUUCUAUUUCAACUCCUUCAUCUACUGCCUGUAUAUGAUCAUCUUCACCACGGCCGCCUACUACAGGCCUGUGGAAGGCCGGCCUCCCUUUAAGCUGAAACACACCGUUGGGGGCUAUUUCCGAGUCACUGGAGAGAUUCUUUCUGUAGCAGGGGGAGUCUACUUUUUUUUCCGAGGGAUUCAAUAUUUCCUGCAGAGACGGCCAUCACUGAAGACCUUAUUUGUGGACAGCUACAGUGAGAUGCUUUUCUUCGUGCAGUCGCUGUUCAUGCUGGGGACCGUCGUGCUAUACUUCUGCCACUGCAAGGAGUACGUGGCCUCCAUGGUUUUCUCCCUGGCCAUGGGCUGGACCAACAUGCUCUACUACACCCGCGGCUUCCAGCAGAUGGGCAUCUAUGCUGUCAUGAUUGAGAAGAUGAUCCUGAGAGACCUGUGUCGCUUCCUGUUUGUUUACCUAGUUUUCUUAUUUGGGUUUUCCACAGCGGUGGUGACACUGAUUGAGGAUGGGAAGAAUGGCUCCGUGUCGGCUGAGUCGACGUCGCACAGGUGGCGAGGUCCUGGCUGCCGGCCGUCUGACAGCUCCUACAACAGCCUGUACUCCACGUGUCUGGAGCUGUUCAAGUUCACCAUCGGCAUGGGCGACCUGGAGUUCACGGAGAACUAUGACUUCAAGGCUGUCUUUGUCACCCUCUUACUGGCCUAUGUGAUUCUCACAUACAUCCUCCUGCUCAACAUGCUCAUUGCCCUCAUGGGCGAGACGGUCAACAAGAUUGCACAGGAGAGCAAGAACAUCUGGAAACUGCAGAGAGCCAUCACCAUCCUGGACACGGAGAAGAGCUUCCUUAAGUGUAUGAGGAAGGCCUUUCGCUCAGGCAAGCUGCUGCAGGUGGGGUACACAGCUGACGGCAAGGACGACUACAGGUGGUGUUUCAGGGUGGACGAGGUGAACUGGACCACCUGGAACACCAACGUGGGCAUCAUCAAUGAAGACCCGGGCAACUGUGAGGGCAUCAAACGCACCCUGAGCUUCUCCCUGCGGUCGGGCCGAGCUGCAGGGAGGAACUGGAAAAACUUUGCCCUGGUUCCCCUCUUAAGGGAUGCAAGUACUCGAGAAAGACACCCUGCCCAGCCUGAGGAAGUUCAUCUGAAGCACUUUGCGGGGUCCCUCAAGCCAGAAGAUGCCGAUAUCAUCAAGGAUUCUGCUGCUUUAGGGGAGAAGUGA
This is a messenger RNA of Lipotes vexillifer (Yangtze River dolphin), 2531 nucleotides long. RefSeq names its product transient receptor potential cation channel subfamily V member 1 (gene TRPV1). The transcript has 15 exons. The coding region runs from base 18 to 2531 and encodes 837 amino acids. Lineage: Eukaryota; Metazoa; Chordata; Mammalia; Artiodactyla; Lipotidae. The record is from RefSeq and is a predicted model, not a curated record. Gene Ontology annotation, biological process: calcium ion import across plasma membrane. Gene Ontology annotation, molecular function: protein binding; calcium channel activity. Gene Ontology annotation, cellular component: plasma membrane.